AGAUAACGACAAAGACUUUGCUUUUGUACUGAAUAGUCUCUUGUUUUCGUCGCUGUCGCGGUGACUCUCGGUCUGUCGAUACAUCGUCGCGCUGUGACUCGACUUUUAGCUCGCUAGCGAAACAUAAAACGCUAGCAUGGGGGGCGUGGGGUGUUAGCACUGAUGCUAACACACUGUGCUGCCGCGGUGACUGUGUGUGUGUGCGUGUGUGUGUGCGCGCGUGCUGUGUGCGGGGUGUGUUGAGAUUACUGCAUCACUGCGUGACGAUAAUCCGGCCUCUGCAGCAGCAGCAGCAUCAGCAGCAGCAUCAUCAGCAGCAGCAUCAGCAGCAGCGGCAGCGGCAGCAGCAGCAGCAGCAGCAGCAUCAUCAUCAUCAUCAGCAGCAGCAGCUUCCCACUAACAGCUUAGCUCAGCCCGGCUAACUGGCGCCGAUGACUGGCUCUUUUACCGACAUCGAUUUCCAGUGGGAGGAGGCACCAUGGCCGGAAAGGUGAAGUGGGUGACAGACAUCGAAAAAUCAGUGCUGAUCAACAACUUUGAAAAGAGAGAUUGGCUUCAAGUCUCCGAAAAUGAGGACUGGAACUUUUACUGGAUGAGCAUCCAGACCAUCAGGAACGUCUUCAGCGUGGACACGGGCUACCGCCUGUCAGACGACCAGAUGGUGAACCACUUCCCAAACCACUAUGAGCUGACCAGGAAGGACCUGAUGAUCAAGAACAUCAAACGCUACCGCAAGGAGUUGGAGAAGGAGAGCAGCCCGCUGGCAGAGAAGGACGACAACGGGAAGUACAUUUAUCUGGAUUUUGUCCCUGUGACCUUCAUGCUCCCGGCCGAUUAUAAUUUGUUUGUGGAGGAGUUUCGUAAGAAUCCGUCCAGCACCUGGAUCAUGAAGCCGUGCGGGAAGGCCCAGGGCAAAGGCAUCUUCCUCAUCAACAAACUGUCACAGAUAAAGAAGUGGUCCAGAGACAGCCGCACCUCCACGUUUAUGGCGGCCUCUAGUGGUAAAGAAGCGUACGUCAUCUCUCUGUACAUCGACAAUCCUCUGCUGAUAGGAGGGAAGAAGUUUGACCUGCGUCUGUACGUUUUGGUGACCACCUAUCGGCCUCUGAAGUGCUAUAUGUACAAGCUGGGCUUCUGUCGCUUCUGCACAGUGAAGUACACGCCCAGCACAAGUGAACUGGAUAACAUGUUUGUACACCUCACUAAUGUGGCCAUCCAGAAACAUGGCGACGACUACAACCACGUUCAUGGAGGCAAGUGGACGGUCAGUAACCUGCGCUUGUACCUGGAGAGCACCAGAGGGAAGGAGGUGACGAGCCGACUGUUCGACCAGAUCCACUGGAUCGUGGUGCAGUCGCUCAAAGCUGUGGCUCCCGUGAUGAACAACGAUAAGCACUGUUUUGAAUGUUACGGGUAUGACAUCAUCAUCGAUGACAAGCUGAAGCCAUGGCUCAUCGAGGUCAACGCCUCUCCCUCGCUGACCUCCAGCACGGCCAAUGACCGCAUACUGAAGUACAACCUCAUCAAUGACACCCUCAACAUCGUCACACCUAACGGGGAAAUCCCAGACUGCCGCUGGAACCGCAGCCCGCCUCGUGAAGCUCUGGGCAACUAUCAGGUUCUGUACGACGAGGAGCAGGCACAGAGCGAGAACGCCGAGCGUGACCUGCGGAGUCGCUCAGGUCAGUCGCUGGGGUCAAAGGGCACCAAGGGGAGUGCAGGAGUCCGCGCCACUGCCGCCACCUGGAAGUGAGGUGAUAUCAUUCAACGUACAACGUAACAGGGUCCAACAGAACGGCUGUGUCUGUCCAUGUUUCACUGACUGAGGCACACGGGGCAGAGAGUUCAAAGGUCAGAGCUGGUCAGGUCAAAUCACGCUUUCUUCUAAACCCCCGCGGCAACAGUUUUCAAUCCAGACCAAACCCUUUAAACCAAAACCUGCUACCAGAUCUGAAAAGACCCGGACGAAAGCUCGGGAGAGGACAGCGACUGUUUGAGCUGCACGUGGCAACAAAAAAGAUGAUUCACCACAUGAACGACGCACGAUGACGUUAACUGGACUCAAAGAUAGGAUUGAUCAAAAAUGACGUUUGAAGAAAAUGGAUUGCAAUGUUCUUUAUCAACAUUCAUCACUUUAUCACUUUAUUUACAUGACCCGUUUCCCAUGAUGCAUUUUGAGUUGCACUGCUGACGUCACCACAGCUUCACUGCUUCACAACUGAAAUACUGAAUAACUGUGAACAGCAUUGAGUCUAAAUCAGAACAUUCUAACACAUUCAGACUGUUCUUAGGUCGGUUUAAGUCACUGAUUCAGUAACUAUGGUGGUUUUAUUAAUAAUAACAAUAAUAAUAAUAAUAAUGAUCAUUCAUGAUAAAUCUACAUGAUCUUCAUUGUCAUUGUGUUAAAUAUCUGUAACAAAAACCUUUUGAUUAAAAUGGUUUUAUAUAAUUAUAUAUUAUAUUUGUUGCCUUACUAUAUGACUUUUAUGUGAUCUCAUUUCAAUGUUACAAAAAAAACAAACGUAUGAAAUGAUUUGGUGAUUAAAUGCUGCUUUUGUAUGAUGAGCAAUUGUUUUGCCAUUUAUUGAACAGUUUUUUUUAAUCAUUUUCUAACGUUUGUCUGUGUGACACUCUUUAUUUGAAAUAAAAGAUCCGUCCACGGCUGAA
Molecule: messenger RNA, 2667 nt
Organism: Solea solea (common sole)
Lineage: Eukaryota; Metazoa; Chordata; Actinopteri; Pleuronectiformes; Soleidae
Gene: ttll1
Product: tubulin tyrosine ligase-like family, member 1
Exons: 10
Coding region: 479-1753 (424 amino acids)
Biological process (GO): protein polyglutamylation; microtubule cytoskeleton organization
Cellular component (GO): cilium
Molecular function (GO): tubulin-glutamic acid ligase activity; tubulin binding
Source: RefSeq, a predicted model, not a curated record